AUGAUACCAGAAUUUUCUUUAUCCAACAUAGGUGAGACAACUUUUAUUAAUAAUGUCCCACAUGCAUUUUAUCGUGCUUUACAGACAGAUUUACCAUUAUUAAUAAUUAUUCAAAAUCAAGAAAAUGAUGAUGAUAGUAAUCAUGUUGUAUCAAGGAAAGAUUUAACAAUAUUUAAAGAUAAAUUAAUUAUGAUGUGCUUAUAUUAUGGCACUACAGAAUUGGAUAAUUUUAAAAGAUUGUUUCCUAAUACUAUUAUUUCUCAGAAUAAUGACAGUUAUAUUAUACUUAUGAAAGGAUCUAAUGUUUUAAAUAAUUGGGAUUUGACCCAAUAUUCGUGGCCAACAAUUAAGAAUGAUUUGAAAAAAAAAUUCAAUAUUAUCAAUGAGUCUAUAUCUGUAAAAUUUUCCAAAACUCAGAACUUUCAAUUAACUUAUCGUGAAAAAGAACUAAAUAGAAUAAAAUAUUUAAUAAAUCAGGAUAAAUUAGAAAGACAAUGUGAAAAUUUUUUAGAGCCUAAUAAUCAUAAUGUAAUUAAUAUUAAAAAGUCAAAUAGUAAUUAUGAUAUCACUGAUAAUGAAAAUGCAAAGUGUAAACUUCGUAUUAAACUUAAUGAUGCCUCAACUAUUGAACAUACUUUUAAUUCAUGUACUGAUAGUUUAUUAACUGUUAAAAAAUAUAUCGAAAUUGUUACUGGGAAAAGAAUUCCCUCAGAUUUCGCAUUUCAUCAUGUAUUACCAAAGAGAAGAUUUUCUGAUCAAGAAGAAUUACAAUCUUUGAAUUCACUAAAUUUAAAACCAAAUUCGGCUCUUUUUUUGUUUAAAAAUAAAGAAUAUAUUAGAGAAUUAAGAAGAAGUAGAGACGCUUCUCAGGAUUUUAAAUAUAUUAACAUUUGUAUUAACAAGAUUAAACAAUUACUACAAUUUAUGCAUCUCAGAAAAAAAGAAACUACAAUUGGCACGUUCUCUAGUACUAUAAAUUCAAAAUACUUCAUAAGAAAAAAUAUAAGACCUGCGCCUUCUUACCCAUUUAAUGAUCAUUUACCUUAA
Molecule: messenger RNA, 1047 nt
Organism: Maudiozyma barnettii
Lineage: Eukaryota; Fungi; Ascomycota; Saccharomycetes; Saccharomycetales; Saccharomycetaceae
Gene: UBX7
Product: Ubx7p
Exons: 1
Coding region: 1-1047 (348 amino acids)
Molecular function (GO): protein binding
Source: RefSeq, a predicted model, not a curated record